AUGUCGGGCUCCGCGCUUUCCGCCUCCGCAAAGGGGGCCACCUUUCUCAUCCUCUUUCAGGUCGGCUCGCGAGCCCUCACUUUCGCAGUCAACCAAGUCUUGCUCCGUUUCCUUUCUCCGGAGGUGCUUGGCGUCGCCGCCCAGCUCGAGCUCUACUCCAUCUCCGUCCUCUACUUCUCCCGCGAAAGCUUGCGCGUCGCCCUGCAGCGCCAGGCCGGCAGCAUCCAGGCCGUCAUCAACCUUUCUUACAUCGCCAUUGUUCUCUCAUACAUCCUGUCACACACCCUUGCCUGGCUAUGGCUGCGUGCCGAUGUGCCCGACGUGCCGUACUUCCGGCAGUCGCUGUGGCUCUACGCCUACUCUGCCGUCUUCGAACUCUGCACCGAGCCUGCCUUCACCGCAACCCAGCAGUUAAUGCUCUACAAGGUUCGAGCAUCGGCUGAAAGUGCCGCCACUCUCGUGCGGUGUUUCGUCACCUGCGGCUUCGCCAUUUGGGCUAGCAAGCAAAAGUUGGAUACAGGCGUGGCGCCCUUCGCCAUCGGCCAGACUACGUACGAUCUCGUCCUGCUCGCCGUAUACCUGUGGCACGUCAUGCCGGUUGCCAAAAAGGAGAACUUCGCCCUCCUGCCGCAAAGCCUGAAGAAGAACGACCCCAAAGAAUACAUCCUCGACUGGUUCCCGCGCUCGCUCUGCAAGCUCAGCUUCUCCCUGUACCUCCAGUCCAGCAUCAAGUACGUCCUCACGCAGGGCGACGCCAUCCUCAUCGCGUCGCUCGCCACGCUCGCCGACCAGGGCGCCUACGCCUUGGCCUCCAACUACGGCGGCCUCAUCGCGCGCAUGCUCUUCCAGCCCAUCGAGGAGAGCAGCCGCAACCUCUUCUCGCGGCUGUGCUCGUCGUCGGAAGCCGGCAAGAAGCCGGCCAAGGACGGGGUACGGCAAGCGCGCGUCAUCCUGCAGACGAUCGUGCACUUGUACGGACUCAUCUCGCUCGCGGCGUGCGCGCUGGGGCCCACGCUAGCGCCGCUGCUGCUGCGGGUGGUAGCAGGCGCGCGCUGGGCCGACAACUCGGCGGCGACCGAGACGCUGGCGUGCUACUGCUACUACGUGCCGCUGCUGGCGCUGAACGGCGUCGCCGAGGCCUUCGUCGCCAGCGUCGCCACAGAGCGCGAUCUGCACCGCCAGAGCGUGUGGAUGGGCGGCUUCUUUGCCGGCUUCGCCGCCGCCGCAUACCUGUUCCUGGGCGUGCUGAAGAUGGGCGGGCAGGGCUUGGUGUGGGCGAAUUGCGUCAACAUGGGUUUGCGGAUUAUUUGGGCGAGCGGAUUCAUCGGGCGAUGGUUUGGGGAGAACGGGGAGCGAUUCGACUACCUGGCGGCGCUGCCAAAGGGUCUCAGCGUAGCGGUCGCGGUUGCGGCACCGGUUGCGCUGAGGCUAUCGGAAGGGCUCUUGUCCGGGUACGGAUUGCUCGGAGAGCUGGCCAGAUGUGGUGCUAUUUCUGGCAUUUUCGCACUCAACAUCCUUGUAUUUGAGCGUGAGUAUCUGAUGCAAUGCUACCAGAUGCUCCGGCCGAAGGCGGACGCAGCGCAGGAGAAGAAGGAGAAUUGA
This is a messenger RNA of Lasiodiplodia theobromae, 1602 nucleotides long. RefSeq names its product Rft domain-containing protein. The record is from RefSeq and is a predicted model, not a curated record. Gene Ontology annotation, cellular component: endoplasmic reticulum membrane. The coding region runs from base 1 to 1602 and encodes 533 amino acids. Gene Ontology annotation, biological process: glycolipid translocation; dolichol-linked oligosaccharide biosynthetic process. The transcript is spliced from 4 exons. NCBI's taxonomy places the organism in Eukaryota, Fungi, Ascomycota, Dothideomycetes, Botryosphaeriales, Botryosphaeriaceae.